Stylonychia lemnae is the source of this 2484-nucleotide messenger RNA. The record is from the annotation of a GenBank genome assembly. NCBI's taxonomy places the organism in Eukaryota, Ciliophora, Spirotrichea, Sporadotrichida, Oxytrichidae.
AUGGAAAAGUAUUUGAUCACCGCCAACAAAAGACGCUCAUCCACUUAAAAUCGCCUAUCGACUGAUUAAAAUGAAUUGAAGUCCCCUGAAAGAAGGUAAAAGCGUAUGUCUGCAAUAGAAAUUUAGCAAGAAAAAACAGAAUUAAAGAAUCUACUAAAAGAACGAUACAAUAUCCCUUAAAAUUCCGGUACUCUACCCUAAGCCAAUUAUAACUCUGAAAAUUUAUCUACAUGGGUUUAUCCAGUCUCAAAGACUUUUAGAACAUAUUAGUUUAGAAUUGUGAGAUCAUCUUUAUUUGCAAAUACUAUAGUUACUCUGCCAACAGGUCUCGGGAAAACUUUUAUUGCUUCUACUGUAAUGUACAAUUAUUAUAGAUGGUUCUAAGAUGGCUUAAUCUUUUUUCUUGCACCUACAAGACCUUUAGUCACUCAAUAAGUUGAAGCAUUUACCUCAGUUAUAACAGAGGACAUUGAGGAUAAUAUUCUAGAUUCAUCUAAGAUUGUAUUGCUUGUCAUUGAUGAAGCUCAUAGAGCAAGUGGAAAUUAUUCUUAUUGUAAGAUUAUUGAGUAUUUAGAAGCACUGAAUGUUGGAUUUAGAAUUGUGUCUUUAUCAGCAACCCCUGUCUCAAAGAUUGAGAAUUUAUAAACUGUGGUAAAUAGCUUAAGAUGCGCAAUGCUUGAAGUAAGAGAUGAAGAAGAUGAUGAAAUCAAGUAAUAUACUCAUGAUAAAGAUAUUGUGGAAAUCAUAGUAGAAAAGGAGAAUUAAAUUCAAGAGUUGGAACUAAAAAUAAUGAAAUUAAUGGGUAAAGAUAAGCCUCUUGGAACAUUCGUUAAGAAUGUCAAGGAAACUGAUGAGUAUCAAGAGGUAGUAAAUUAUAUGGAAGAAACCAAAAUGAAUGCAAAUCAUCCAAAACUAAGAAAACUUUCAGAAAUUCUUGAAACUUUCUUUUUAGACGAAAGCCAUGUAAACUCAAAAGUUAUCAUUUUUUCUUAAUUCAGAGAGUCAGCUAAUGAAAUAAAAAGAUAUUUGGAGAAAAAGAACCCUGAUACGGUAAAAGCUGAAGUAUUUGUUGGAUAAAAUAAUCAUGGAUUAAGCUAAAAAGUACAAGCUGCAAUGAUAAAUAGAUUUAAAUCUGGAAAGACUAAUACAUUGGUAGCAACAUGUGUAGCAGAAGAAGGCUUAGAUAUCGGGAAUGUAGAUCUUAUUAUAAGUUAUGACUGUCUUGCUUCGCCAAUAAGAAUGAUAUAAAGAUUUGGAAGAACUGGUAGAGCUGGAAACGGAUAAGUUAUUGUACUGAUAGCUAAAGGUGAAGAGGAAAAUAAAUUUAAAAUGUCUAAGAAGCAAAGUAAAAUGAUUAUGAAUGCUAUUAAAGAACAAUCAUUAAUUAUAUCUAAUUUGAAUUAGGGACAAUAAAAUAAUAAAUAAGGAAGUGGCUCUAAAUAAACCAAACUUAGCUUUGGAUAAGCUGAGCUUAUUAUGCCUGCUUUAUAAGAAUUAGAAAAACCAAAGGAAUGUGGACUUUAGCUUUACUCCUUUAAUCCAAGAAUGAUACCAGAAGAUAUAGAUCCUAAGCCUGUUUUAAGGAAAUUGAUUCCAAGAUCAAUAGAAGAAAUUGAAUAAUUUGAAUAGCUAAAUACUAAAAAAAGAAAGUCUCCAUUAAAAAAGGAAAAAAUUGAAAAGCCUAAGAAAGAGAAAAAAAUUAAAGAAUCAAAAGAAGGUGAGAAUAAAUAACCCAGAAAGAAAAGGUCUAAGACUGUCACAGCAGAGUAUAAUGCUGACAUUAAACAAUAUCUUAGUAACAGCAUAUAUGAGUCUAAAUCUAGAGAUAAAUAGUCUUAAUAAUCAAAUGAUCAAAUGAAUGAGCCAGUAAUGUCUACAUCAUUAAGAGAUUAUAAUAAUAUUAGAAGUGAAGAAGAUAAGUAGUAAGAUUAUGAAAACGAUGGAUUAGAUGAUUAUGAUUUUCCAGAUUAAGAGCUAACUGAACUUAACAAUAUAGUUUAGCAAUCAGAGGGUCCAGAAGAAGCUAACAUUAAUAAGACUUUAUAGUAGCUUGAAAAUUAUUAUAAUCGAAAUGAAUCUAAUUAGAAUAUAACUAUCUCAGCAUCAUUCCUGAGUAGAAGUAGUGGGUAGGUUAAAUUCCUAUAAUAAGAAGAAUAAAAAAUCAUAAAGGAAGAUAAAUAAUCAGGAUAACUCGAAGAGAUAAUUAUGAAUCAAAAUGCAGAGUAAAACUUUGAAGAUGAAAAAUUUGAAGAAGGUUUAAAAUAAUUCGAGCUUUCAGAAGAGUCUAAGGACCUUGAAAAUUUCUUAGAUGAUCUAGGGGCUUCCUUUUUAUCUGAUCUUAAAUCAAGUGUUGAAAGUAUAAUCAGCAAAAAGAGCACAGCUAGCAGCAAAAUACGAAAAAGUUAUAAAGGCAUGCAUGAACCUGAUACUCUUUAUGAAACUGAAAGCAGAAAAAGCAGAUAAAAAAGAUUAAAUUUGAGUUGA